Molecule: messenger RNA, 768 nt
Organism: Dibothriocephalus latus
Lineage: Eukaryota; Metazoa; Platyhelminthes; Cestoda; Diphyllobothriidea; Diphyllobothriidae
Source: the annotation of a GenBank genome assembly
AUGGAAAAUGUGAAAGCGCCGGUGCAAGAAGCUGAUGCUCUUUUCCGUAGUGUCAUCUACAACGCUCGGGAUACUGAAAGGGAAUCAGUGGAGGCGCUGAAGGAAUUGCUCAACAAACAACGAAAUCAGGUGAAUGAACAAAUAAAGGCAGUUGACCGCUUAAUAUUGGACCUGCGUGAUCAAUUUAACAAGCUGCGAGAGGAGAUGAGUAGAGUACCUGACGUUUCCUCGGAACUCGCCAAAAUGGAGAUGUCGAUGCAAGAAUGGGCCAGAGCACGUAAUCAGUCGGUGACUUUGGCCGAGCAACUCGAAGCUGAGACUUUGCCAACCGAGGAACACAUUGACAAGAUGAAGCAACUACGAGGCAGACUUCGUUCCGCCAUUGCUAAACAUCAGCCCGCUGCGGGAGAAAAGGAGAGGGUUAUUAAGAUGUUGGAGGAUCUGGUAAACAAAUCAAUGGCUGCCAUACAGGAGGCACAGGAAGCCUAUGUCGCACGGACGAAGGCUGAGUUGCAGGAGAUGGAGGCAAUGAAGGAGGACAUCAAACGUGAUCUGGACAAACUGGAAAGUGACGUUCAGGGCAUUCACAAUCAAGUGUCAAAGGCUCUGGAUGAGGCACAGGCGCUGACGGAUGCUGUCAAGCGUCUGGGAGAGGAAAUUGAUAAAAUUAAAGAAGACGUAAGUCAAACCUACAGUUCCGCCUUUUGUGGCAUCUGUGUUUUCUUUCAGUUUCCACAUGGUUUUUUUCAAUUUUUCCUCAGGGAAUAA